AUGCUUGCUUGGAAUCAGCUGCAGGCAAAUGUAAUAGUAAAAUGUUGGAAGCCUUUAUUAGAAUGCUUAAAUACUACAGAAGCAAAUGAAAGCGAGGAUGAAUACGAUGAUAUUCCUUUGAGCUUACUUCGUCAAAAAAUAUUGCAGGAAAAAUGGAAAGAAGUUCAUGAUAUACAGGGUCUGCUGCAAGUUGUAUUAUCGGAGGAAAUCUACACUGAACAAGAUAUUGAGAAGUGGAAUUCAAUCCAAGUUGACGAAGAAAUUGAUUUAGAUAAUUAUGCCAUGGAUACUGAAGAAUCAGGUGAUGACAGCCAAUGCGAAGGACAGAUCGGAAAUUCAAUAAAAGCUACUGAAGCCAUUAAAAGCUUCGAUAUACAUAGCUAUCGCAUGGGCUGAAGCUAACACCGCUGA
Molecule: messenger RNA, 411 nt
Organism: Bactrocera dorsalis (oriental fruit fly)
Lineage: Eukaryota; Metazoa; Arthropoda; Insecta; Diptera; Tephritidae
Exons: 2
Coding region: 1-396 (131 amino acids)
Source: RefSeq, a predicted model, not a curated record